AUACUGAGGCUCGAGAGUCUAGAAAGCUGCUCUUCGCUUUGUCUCUUGGCCAGGGAGGAUCGACGAUUUAUAUUUUUCGCUCUGUUGCAUUAACUGGGAGCGUUUGAACUAUUAAAACUUUAAAUGAUAAUAGAGUAAACCUUCCUUUUUCCACUUCAAGCGUGUGAAAAACAUUUGAUAUCGGGAAAGGCCUUCAAAAUCGUGUGAAAACAGUGUGUAUGUCCGUGAGCGCCGCGGGGAGUAGAUUGGACGGCUGUUGAGGCGCUCCAGUUUUUCUUCCGUAAGUUUUGUACAUAAGGUGAGUUUGGCCGCUUUGGCGAGAUCUCAUCCAAUGCAUAUGCAUCAAAACAAAAACAAAGCCACGUUGGAGGCAAGGAAAAGACAAUGGAGUUUGAGGACAAGAAGAAGAGGGCUAGGAAGCCCAACUGGACAAGGGACCAAUGUUAUUUAUUGGCAUCCCAUGUGGAAGACAAUGCCCACAUCAUAAAAGGAAAAUUUUCAGCAACCUUAACCCAUGAAAUGAAGCGACGUGUGUGGGUUAAGAUUGCAGACAGCGUCAUUGCCGCCUACCCCAUGGUACGGAGGACUGCUGAAGAAUGCGAGCGGAAAUGGUACGCCAUCAAAAACGACUUGACAGGAACAGGUGGUGGCGGUUCAAAAGCCAAGUCAGCGACUCCACUCACUGACAAGGUGCAUGCCAUCCUAGGCGAGGGUAAUGCCUCUAUCAUGGGAAUACCCGACAUGGAUGACUUCACUAGAAUUGACUUGUACAACACAGUGGUUGCCAGCGGAGCAGCACAGCCUACCACCUCGCAGUCCAUCAUAGUGGUGGAUGAGGAGGAAGAGGUGGAAGAGUCCCUUCCACCCAUGGUGAUUGCAGCAUCAAUGCGGCCCAGCAGUGGCGUGGAGGCGUCCCUUCAACCCAUAGUGGUGGAAGAAUCCCUCCCACCCAGUGUCUCCACAGCGUCAACAUUUGCUGAAAAGCAAAUGCAGCUCAUUGAGUGAAAGUGGAUAAAUGGUAGAAUGGUAUUAACACGACUUUCACAUUUUGGGGAGGUAUGUCCUCUGAGGGACCACAGCUACAGUGACCCUGCUGCUCCUCCCUCUUAUGCAUAUCUGCCUCCUGUCAAGCGCAUAUCUGUAUCUGGUUCAUCAAAAUCCUCUGCCACAUCUGCUUCACACUCAGCAUCAAACCAACCGGCCUCACCUGCAUCCUCCUCAGCCUCAGGUUCUUCAUCCCCUCCCUCUUCUCCUCCAUCAUAUUUCUCUUCUCAGUCUCCUUCUUCUGUAUCUUCCUCAUCAACAGUUUCCUCUUUUCUCUCAUACUUUUCUUCCACCUCUUCUUCAGCAGUUGUCACAACACCAGCAGCAUCACCAACACCAUCAGGAACAGCCUGUGCAUCCCAGAGUGUACAUACUGUUCAAGUCACUAAGAUAGAACUUUUAGAUCUACCAAAUGAAAUAUUUGAGAAGGUGUUUUCAUACCUGUCCUACAAAAAGAUAUGUGAAGUCAGAUUGACUUGCAAGAGAUUUGAGCAGAUUGGCUCCAACAUCCUGAACAGCACCUUCCAGCGUCUCCAGAAUCAAAUGUUACUAAGGUUCCAGUCCAUCAAAGGGCAGAUGCCACGAAGGGAAAGUGCCCGACGAAAACAUCCUUUGGCUCGGGAAUCUGACAUUAUUGAAACGCUGCACAUGCGCCUCACUCUUCUUCAGAUGUCGUUUGGAAAACACAUUGAACGUAAACAUUGUUGUUUUUUUGCUGGAGAUAUACUGGAUGAGGUGUAUCGCAUCUUGUCUUACAUCAAGAAGACCCCUAACCUGGGACGAGCCUACAAAGUGACUGAUGAACUCUUUGACCUAUCCACAAUGGCCAUGGAAUACUUCAGAGAACAUAUAGAACCUCGUCUCCCAGAAAUCACAUGCUUUGGAUCUGAUUUUCUAGAUAUCACGUCAAGAUUUUCUGAAGGGUGUGGAAUGCGGUCAUCCAGUGGCAGUGGACGAGUGUCUGAGCCAGAAGAUGAACUGCCAGAGCGAGAUCCUCUGCCACCUUCCAACAUGGUUUUGCGCAAGAGGAUUAAACGUAUACGACAGGGCAUGAGAAGAUACAAUACUCAGCUUGUUGCUCUUCGAAGGGAAUUAAAAGGAUGCAAAAGUAAGCUAGCUGAUCAGUCUAAGCAGAACAUAGAAUUUGCAACACGUUUUGAUGAAUAUGACAAAAAGUUUGAAGAAUCUGCCCGCAAAUUCAGCACAGUUCUGCAGGAACUGAACAAAUGCAAAACUGAGCUACAGUACUGGCGGUCCAAAUCUCCAGCUCAGGUAUGCUACAGCUGUGGUCAGUCAGUGGGUGACGGUCCCAGCCAGCAGUUACAGGUUGGCAACAUAGCGCAGGGAGGAGAGGAGUCCAUGGUUUAUGUUCCUCUCUCAACAGCAGCAGUUCCAGAAAGUGCAGAGAAGAGGGAACAUGCUGGUCUUCACUCCCACAAUGAGGUUCAAGACAGGUGGCAUGCAGUUAGGGACUCAGGGAGGAAUCCUGAUUAUGUUUUUGAUCCCUAUUGUCCAAGCUCAAUCAAGCCACUGUCAGAAUCCUUAAGAAAACCACAAGCCACUUCCUUGAAACUCCAAGCUCCUUAUCAAAGUAUCUCCAGUUCUCAGGCAUGUGUUUCAUCACAGGGCAUGCCUGAAUUUCAAGGCAAAACUGCCUCUCGAGCUUCCUCUCAUCCACCUCAUAACAGUAACCCAGCACAUGUGUCUCAGCCCGAAACAGCAUCAUUACCCCCAACAACCACUUCACAGACAAUGGCUUCUUCUCACAGUGACCAAGCCUCAUCCCCUAAUUUGUCUGCCUCUCUUGUACCCACAAAGUCUCUUCCUCUCAACACAUCUCAGUCUCAGUCUGCCUUCCAUUCAUGUGCUGCCUCUCAUGACAUGCAGCAUCUCUGGGAUGCCAAUCAGGAGUGUGCCGAGGAUCUGUCAGUCUCUUGUCAGUACAAAAAUGAUCUUGCUGAGGAGUUUGAGAACAGUACGCAGAAGCGUCGUUCAAGUGAUGAGGAAAGUGAUAACUGUGAUUUUGUUGAUGAUACUGUUGGCCAUAGAGUCAAACAAAGAAAACGAAUUAAGUUGGACAUCCAGUAAUUGUGUAAUACGAUGCCUUAAAUAGGGGGUUUAAUUUGGGAGAGAACUUUGGGAUUUAAGUUUGGAGAGACUCUUAGUCAUUUCAGAUCAUCUAAAGCUUUGUUAAGUAAGAUCAAGGUAUAGUAUUGGCCUUUCCAGCCAUGAUACACAUAGUGGAGUUAUUAUUAGUUACUUCAUGUAAAUUUCACUUCAAGCAUUUGCAUUUCAUACAUGCAUUAUCACAAUAUAAUCUGGGAGGCUAGGCAGUAUUCAUCUGUCAUUUUGUGAUUUCAUCCUAUAUUAAUGGUACAGAGCUUUUGAUAGCUUUAUUUUGUAAAUUCUAGGUCUUUAAAUGGUAACUAGAUUAACAUUCUCAGGCUUCUAUGAUAUAAAAAGAAUUAAAUACAUGAAUUGAAGUAGAAAAUAUAUGGCCUAAGAUACUGAAAAUAUAUUGAUAUAUAUAUUUUUGUUUCAUAUACAUUGGGAUGGUAAAAGUAAAUAGUAAGUGACAUCCUUUAAUUUUUUCUUGAAUCUGGAAAAAUAGAUUUACUGUCGGUUUUAUGCAUGUGUGUGCUUGUUAUGUGAUUUGAAUAUUUUGGGAGUAUAAAUCUUUGUGACCUUUAUUAAAUAACAACAGGAUGUGGGAGAUCAAACAUUAGCUCACUUCUGGCAGCAGAAAAGGUGUAGUAUGACACACUGAUAGUUUAGUAAAAUCAAAUUCAGAUGUUUGGUGAAAGGCAUACACCAUCUAUGAUAGUUGAGACAGAUUUCCUUGUGCCAACUGGGUAACAAAAGUCAUUGUCUCUUUAAUUUGAAUGAAGGUAUAGUUAUUUUUUCCAUAAAAUGGAAAUCGGAGAGCUUCUCAUGUCUGCAAUACACAAUGAGAUUUAACUCGACUAUCAUUGAUGAAAUGCAGGUUUUUUUGCUCCUGAGGUUUAGCACAAUUAAUACUUCCCACAGCUUGUUGAAUGUUGUGAAGUGAUGUUUCCCUCUGAUAAAAGAUGAAGAUGGUGGCACAACUUACAUACUGUAUUGAGCUGGCAGUAUGUUCAUCUCAAAGUCAUUGUACAUUAUGCCUUAUACAUACAGGGAUGUCUUGAUAAAAAAAAAAGUUGGCCAAUAUUUGGUUUCCCAUGUUCAGCCAUUCUGCUUAACAAUAUUGAUCAUAAGGAUUUAUAAUUUCAUUAUAGUUGUCACCUAACUUAGUCACAAGAACAGCACAGGUACUAGUAUUAAGUUUCAAGUAAAGUACUUAUUGCAAAGAUUAUCCUGUUGGAACUGGGAAUGACAACUUUAUAUGUCAAGAACUCCAGAAAGAGCUUGUAAUUUUUCAGGUAUCUAAAAGUUUUGUACUAUAUAUUUAGCUAAAUGUUGCCACUGUGGCUUUUCUUGACUAAGUGCAGCACUUACAGAGCAAGUCUGUGCAUUGUUUUUCACUGCAAGAGUGGCAUUUCAUUUAUUUUAUUUGUUGAUUUGCUGUUAGAUAACAGAUAUGUAAAGACAAAAUUGAGCAGCAAGAUAUAAAGACAUUGCAGAGAUUGUGAAAGUUUGAUGAUUUUUGCAGGAUGUCAGUUCACUGGCUGUAUCCCCAUCUGAUCUCACAUGUUUAUGUCCAGUGCUGUAAGGAGCUUGAUUACAGUUAUGUAAUCUAAAGUUGUGUGACAAAUGAGAAAAAUUACCUUACUUGCUGAAGUUGCAUACAAUUGACAGAUUUAAAAUAUAAAAUUUUGUGGUCACUAGCAUCACCUGUUUGAGUAAUAAAAUCAAGAAUAUAUAAUUCUUUUAGAGAUCUUUCAGUUUUCUUUACAUCUUACUUAGAUUAUUUUCACUUUUUAGCAUUAUCCAGAAGCUGAAGAAUCAUCAAAUAUCUAAAGACUUCCAUUAUGAUUUUUUUUUUUUUUUUUUUUUUUUUUGUUUACUACACUUAGAUGCUAUUAGGGAUAAUAGUAUUGUUAUCAUCAUAAGCUGAAAAUCUAUAGCAGUCAAAUUGCACAUGCAUCAGUGGUUUAAUUAAGUGAUGUUUGAGUGCUUAUUUUAAACACAAACAUUUGUCAUUUCCCAGGUAUAUGGGUUGGGUCUGAAGAUAGUUUAUGAAGUACAUUAAUUGAUUGAUAGCUUUGUGUUAGGAUUUGGAGUGAGGUGUCAUGACAUAAUACCUAAAGUGUGGUGCAUACCAUAGGAGUAGGGAUGGUUCUCAUGCACAUUCUACUACAAAGUGAUGUGCUUGCUGAAGAGUUGUAUUCAUUGCACAUUGUAAGCCUCAAAAGCUUAUUAUUAUUAUUAUUAUUAUUAUUAUUAUUAUUAUUAUUAUUAUUAUUAUUAUUAUUAUUAUUGUUAUUAUUAUUAUCUGACUAUUAUUAUUUAUAUAUUUUUUGACGUUGCUUUCAGUCACAACAUGCUACUGAAAUUGAGUAUUUACUUUCCUGUUAGUUAAGUGUGGCUGAAAGGUUCAGAUGAGUGGUAGGGCAUCUUGCAACCUUAGCAUAACAUAGGUUCAUGGAUAAUUAGCAAGGCACACUUGCAUGAAUAAAUUAAUAACAUUGUUCUUAUAUAUGAAUGCUUCUGCUACACAUGGGAGAAGAUAAGAUUGCAGGGCACAGGCAUAUCAAGUUGAUUCAUUUGUUGUACUUUUUCUUUAUUUCCUUAUUUAGUUUUGUAUUUAUUUUUAUGUUUGUCAUUUUUAGAGAUAAAUAGGAAUUGUGUGAUUUUCAUACUACAAAUUUCUAAGAAAAGUCAUUAUUACUUAAGUGACAUGGUAAGACAACUGUUUUUAAUAAAGCAUUUAAAGAUCAUUAGGAAGUUUUAAAGACAGUAGGAGAAUGUGGUGGACAAAAGGCAAUUGCGAGAUACUUUUGUUGUGCAUUAUGUAGUUAUUGUGUAGUGUGUUUUAUCUUCAGUAGUAGAGUCUUCUCUCCUUCAAAAGAUACAUCUGAUACCCUACUUUAGUUCUUUUUUUUACUUAUUUAUUUAUUUUAUAGAUUUUAUUAUUAUUAUUAUUUAUUUUUAUUUUUUAUUUUUAUUUAUUUAUUCAUUUUUUUUCUUUUUUUACUUUUAUGUGUGGAUAUGGAAUUGUGAUCAUUCAUAACAAAUUUUGUUGUGGCACUAUCCUCUACCUGAAAGACAACACUGACUGGUAUACAUCACUAUUUUGAUUUCCAGUUAUGAUAGGACUUAUCAAGACCAAUCACUUGCAGAAAUUAAAAAGUUGAGAAGAUAUUUUAAAUUGUUAUCUCUCUCUCUCUCUCUCUCUCUCUCUCUCUCUCUCUCUCUCUCUCUCUCUCUCUCUCUCUCUCUCUCUCUCUCUCUCUCUCUCUCUCUCUCUCUCUCUCUCUCUCUCUCUCUCUGUGUAGGAGGGGCACUGACCAAGGAACAAAUAUUGCAAUAAAAGAAUGAUAAAAAGGCCCACUGAGGUGCCAGUCCCUGAACAAAGCCGAAAGCAUCUGUCAAAAAUACGGGACAUAUUUCCAUUUUGUUAGUCAUCAUGCAAAGUUGUGCUAACAGAAAAGGUUUUGUAAUGGGAUUGUUUGAGAUGAUAAUAGGAAGAAGUAAGUUUAUGUUUUACAAGAUGGCUAGAUUGACUACUCUAUUGAAUUACAAAUAUAGAGUGAGGCAACUAUUUUUCUUUAUCAUGUGGAUAUUUUAUAAUUAAAAAGAAGGCACAUCCUUUGAUCUAUUGAGCAAUUUGAUGCUCUAAACAUUUGCAAACAUACACGGUCUUUUACAUGUAUUAUGUACUCCAAAAUAUUGCCUCAGUUUGAGCUAUUCUCCAUAUAGUAUUUGUAAUAGUUUUUUUUUUUUUAUUUAUUUAUUUUUUUUAUCUAAAAUAAGAGAGUAACAAAUUAUGUGAAAUAUAUUGUUUAAUGAUCUAUUAGAAAGACUUAGAUAUCAGACUUCAAGAAAAAUAAAGAUAAUUUGUUGUAAAACAAUAGAUUAGCUGAAAAUUUUCCAAUAAAGUCCAUUCACUGUAAGAAGCAUUCUAUUUACAGAAAAGACCAUCUUACUAUAGCAAUGCAGUUCAUUAGAUUAUUUUUGUAAAAUUUCAUAUUGUAUUGCUCAUUUUACUGCCUCUCUCUCUCUCUCUCUCUCUCUCUCUCUCUCUCUCUCUCUCUCUCUCUCUCUCUCUCUCUCUCUCUCUCUCUCCAUUCGUGCCCAUUCUUGAGGAUGAACCUUUCCACCUUCAACAGUGCAGAAACAAGGAGCACGAUAGUUACAAUAAGAAUAAUGCUGACAGUAGACCAGAAUAUUAAUGAUAUCUUGGGCACCAGAGAUAAAAAAAAAAAAAAAAAAAAAAAAAAAGAAAUACAUUCAUUUGUCAGGUUUUCAUAAAAUUUUACACAUUGUCAAUAUAAAUCCUGUGAUUGCUUUUAUUUUGGUAAAAUAUGUUGCAAAUGAUCUAUAUAUAUAUAUAUAUAUAUAUAUAUAUAUAUAUAUAUAUAUAUAUAUAUAUAUAUAUAUAUAUAUAUAUAUAUAUAUAUAUAUAUAUAUAUAUAUAUAUAUAUAUAUAUAUAUAUAUAUGUGUGUGUGUGUGUGUGUGUGUGUGUGUGUGUGUGUGUGUGUGUACACAUACUGUGCCCAGAGUAUUAAUUGCUUAUUACUGUAGGAUAUGAAGGAAAAGUUGUGAAAAUGCAUAGGGAAAAUGUAUUCUUAAGGUUAUUUUGAGGUGAACUACUUUACAUGUUUGAUAACUCCUUUUGGUCAUCAUUUGUUUUUUCCUAUUUGUUAUAUUGAUUUUAUUAUUAUUUUUUUUCAUGGUUAAAUCUGGCAAACAAUUUUUUGCUCUGUGCUUUGAUCUUUAAGUGAUGUAAUUUGUUAAUAGCUAAGAAAAUGCGCAAUUAAUGACAAUACUUUCAGUGUUUUUAUUCAAAAUGUUUCCACACAAAAUAUUCUUCCUUCUUUACAUGCCAAUAUGUGACAGUUUUGGAUAGUUUCCAUGGGGUUGGCUACAGCAGUGGCAGUUUUGCAGAAGUUAAUCCUUUUGGGGUGUGUGCUGUCGUGAGUGUCAUACAGUGUGACUGGGGCUGAAUCAUGGAAGUGCUCCAAGUAUGUAGUGUUACAGUUAUUGUAGAACUGAAAAUAUAUAUUAUUUAUCACUUGAUUAUUAUCAUUGCUAGUAAUAUAGGUUAUAAGUAUUAAUUAAUUAGUACAACACGUUUCUUUCUUGUGUAUGACGCAAUCUUUCUCCAUGUGUUUUGCUCUCCUCUUUUCCUGAAAUUGUUAAUAUAAUGCUCAUGUGCUCAAAUAAUUAUCAAAGGUUACUCUUCCGUAGAAGUUUGAUGCAAGUCAUAGAAAAUACAUUUGCUGUCAUUGAAAAUCAGAAAUAAAUAAUUGGGGAAAUACACAUUGCAGUAUCGACCAGUCAAGGCAGAGCACAGCAAGUAGGCAGUGUUCAGGUACAAAGCUGACACAAAAACUUGUCAAGCCAGUAUUUUUAGCCAGUGCAAUUAUUUUCAACAAAAAUCUGAUUUUGCAAUUUACUAAUACCUUUAGUGUUAUGACAAAAUUGCAGAAACCAAAGGAUCACAGGUUUACCUUAACAAAGGAAGUGGUAGUGUAGUCUUUGAUUUUUGUAUAUGUGGUUAUAUCCAACAAUAAAGAGUUAUUUAUAUA
This is a messenger RNA of Portunus trituberculatus (swimming crab), 8718 nucleotides long. RefSeq lists its product as uncharacterized. The transcript is spliced from 11 exons. The coding region runs from base 1024 to 3132 and encodes 702 amino acids. Gene Ontology annotation, biological process: positive regulation of DNA-templated transcription. Gene Ontology annotation, molecular function: transcription coactivator activity; protein binding. The record is from RefSeq and is a predicted model, not a curated record. Lineage: Eukaryota; Metazoa; Arthropoda; Malacostraca; Decapoda; Portunidae. Gene Ontology annotation, cellular component: nucleus.